Molecule: messenger RNA, 3426 nt
Organism: Trypanosoma conorhini
Lineage: Eukaryota; Euglenozoa; Kinetoplastea; Trypanosomatida; Trypanosomatidae
Exons: 1
Coding region: 1-3426 (1141 amino acids)
Source: RefSeq, a predicted model, not a curated record
AUGCAGGGGCGGAAGGAGGUUGGCGAGGCGACCACGCGGGUGUUUGUGAACAACCAAAACACGCCCUUCGCCACCGUCACGAUCCCGACUUCUCCGCCCCGUGAGCGGGAGAAACGCUUCUUGGGCGAUAGCGUGUAUGCCGAGUUAAAGCGGGACACCUUCGCAUCACUUGGGAAGGGCGACAAGGACUCCACGGGUGUCGCUGGCUUGACUUCCCUUCGAAGAAAUGUAAGAAAUAUGCCCGGAAUCAUGAUGGAGGACGUGCAUCCGCAGCUGGAGGAUGUCUACCAACGGGUUAUGCGCCGCCUGCAGCGGAAGGCAAACUAUGACGAGAUCGGUUGCCCCUCCCUCGCCGUGCAGUUUGGGAUCGUUGACCCAACUGACGAGGAGCGAAGCCGAGAAAAGAACGAGCACGACUCGGAUGAGCCACACACCUCGGCGCACUCAUCCUCGUCAAACGGCGCCCAUGUCAAAACUGGUGCUCCAAGGCGGAAGCAGCGCGGAAGAGGCCUACCGCGAUCGGCGGUCCUUAACUCAACAGGCAGUGACGCCGAGGAUGACACAUUUUUCUUGUCGCAGCAGCCGUGUCCCAAGACGCUGCGAAUGGUCCUUGAGCAGGUCAAUGCCACCGUGACGGAGAAGCUUCGACUUGCAGACACGGGGUCGUUGAAGAAUUGUCUUUGUUUCGUCUUUGAGUGCCGCACGAUGUUGGAACGUCUGCUGAAAGAGAUUCCUUCCUACUCGCAGUUUCAAGGGGAAGGGGAACGACUGCCGACGGCUCCGCAGAUGCAGGAGAUGUAUCAAGAGUUUAGGCGGGUGCCGGUGGUGCUGCCAUCCGCGCAGUUUGAAAAGGAGGCAAGCAACGGCCGUGUUGUGGCUUCUGUGUUAUACAACGGGCUGCAUCCCCAGAGCUCAUUGCUUGCGGCCGGUGGAGAGCCGUCACAGCCGCGGCAGCCGGAGGUGAGGGUCUCUGCCGACUCCACGCCAGUAAAUGCAGGAGAGGACUCCGCCUUCGAGACCCCGGGGUUCGAGGCCGGAGGAGAGCCACCGAAGGUGGCUCACUUGGGCGGCGUUGCCAUCGUCAUUCCCCCGACGUAUGGCAAAAGCAUGCGGACGCAGCAAAAUGGUGGUCGUCCUAUGCGAGCAGGGGCGGGUAUGGAGUCGCGCGGCAAUGCCCGUUUUUUUGGUGCAGACACGGGCCGCGCGACGUCAGCUGUGCAUCCCCUUUCGCGUGACGAACCGCUCGACAGAAAAGGGGCGGAGGAGCCUGCGCCCAUUCUAGCCGCCUCCACUACAAGCAACCAAGCGGCUCCUGCUGUUGCCCGUAACAGUGGCAGCGUCAGCACCUCGGGGAUGGACGCAGCCGCAACGGCUGGGGCAAUAGUGAACUCGCUACUUCAUGCGGAAAGGGAGCGGCUUGUGAAACAAGUCUUCUCGGUUGCUACCCUCACCGACAUUAACAACAUGUCUGUUGUGAAUCGAGAGGACUAUGAUGAGCUGCAGGCGUACGCAAGGACGCUUGUUGUGGAGAUUGAGGAGCGAAAGCAAGAGGUACGUGCGCUUCAGGAACAGUUGAAUGAGGAACGGGAGUACACCACACAAAAGCGAAAGGUUGUGCAAUACUUGCGCGAGACGCUUUACAAGGAGUGUAAUAUUCUCCGCUCUCAGCUCUCCGUGGCGCAACAGAAGCAAAUUCAGUAUCAGAGUCUCUUGAAGGAGCAGCAACAGGCCCUUGCACAUGCAGCAAGUGCCAUGAAUGCCGAGGGACGCGGCGGAACCAGUGUUUCUACGCAUGAAGUAACCCGUCUUCCAAACAUCAGCAGUGCGCGUUUUGCCCAAAAUGAAGCCUCCGUGAUGGGGCUUUCCCUGGCUCCAGGUGUGCAGAGUUUUCGACGCGCCAAUCUAAAUGUCUCCGCCGUAAGUAUGGCCCGCGGCAGCGUCAACAUGGAAGAAAAUGAGGAAGGGAAUAGCUCUGUUGUAGCGGGUAGUGUGAGCGCCUUGACUCCAAGUCAACGGUUCUCCGUUGAAAUCACGGCGAUCCAAAGCCUCUUGGAUCUCGUCUUGCUGGCUGUGGAAAAUGAUCAGGUGCUUCCGGCCAACGCGGUCCGGGGCAAAAAUGUAAACACGAGCCUUCUCGCCAACACCAUGAGGGAUGAUGAGCACCACCGCGAGGAAAAACUGCGGAAUGAGUUUUCUGAGCGGCAGCGGGAGGCGAAGCAGAAUUAUUCGCUUGGCCGGGCGCAAAUGGCGACGUUGCUCUCCAUGAAGGAGCAACAGAUAGAAAAUAUGAAGAAAUUCUCCGAUAUGCAGUUCCUCGGGAACUACUGGGAGGAGAAGUGUAGCGUGCUGCGAAGCGAGCUUAGGCGUAUCCGUAAGGCCGUCCAGGAAGACUUGAGCACGCUUAAGCAGUUUUUGGUCACAACUAUGGAAACUAUUAUUAAACGUGUCUAUGUCGUGGAUUCAAGCUUGGGUGAGAACCAAACCCUAUUCGCUACACAGUCAGCCUUGCGAGAUGUCAUUUCAUCUGCCCAUUCCCUGCUUUUGCCCAUGCUAACGACGGAAUAUGAGCGUGGUUACCACCCAUGGCCGCUCAAGCUACGCAACACAAUGGAUCCGUUCUCCCGGAUGAUUAAGGCGCGGUACGGCGACGCGCAAAUGAUACUUGUGCGGGAAGAGAUGAAUGCACUAAGCAGCCUUUAUGUUGCGGUGCAUCAUUACGUGAUGAAAAAUGUGGUGUCACCCGUCUUGAAGCGACCGUUGCCUGGGAAAACGCUGCGGAACCUGUGCGCAUUGAUGUCGAUGAACAAUGGCACAUCAGCGGAGCUGUGGACGCAAAUUCGGGUAAAGUACACACGUGAACUUGGCUUCCAAAAGAGUAUUGCUGAAUUGAAUAUGUUGAUUGUCUCUUUGAUGUACCGCCAGCGAAUCAUAACAGAGCGCUCCGCCGAGGCCAUGCAGAGGGCCGGCAUGGACCCGCGGCUCAGUGGCAUACCAGUCCAGCGCACAGUUAACAGGAUCGCGGAGAGGUUGCACAAGGCAGUUGCCGACCGUGCAGCUCUGCGAAAACGGCGCCAGGAGAAUGCACGUGAUGUCUACCGGAUUUGGAAGAAGCAACAGCUUGACGUGUAUGAAGGAUACCCGCCGCCAACUCCGCCGCAGCGACUUGUUGUGGCCGAGAUGGACCCCCACAAACACGACGUCCUGCUCACAGCGCCCCCCAUUGUGCCACGCAGCAAAAGUAAUUUAGAGACGCCGCCCGCGCUUUCCACGAGCCAACCCGUCAACUUCUGGAACCGCAUGCUCUCCACCAGUGUGGAGGGAAGGUGGCUAAUGGAGGAAGGCGCGCCCCCUUCGGUGGAAGAAAAUUUAUCGCGAGGGGAACAAGAAUUGCCACAAGGGGCCCAAGAAGCACCGUCGUGGUCAUGA